This is a messenger RNA of Symbiodinium sp. CCMP2592, 1473 nucleotides long. The record is from the annotation of a GenBank genome assembly. NCBI's taxonomy places the organism in Eukaryota, Dinophyceae, Suessiales, Symbiodiniaceae.
AUGCGUCCGAUGAACGCGCAUGGAGUGGCAGCCUUUGGAUGCAACAUCUUCUAUGCGCUUGGCCACGAGAUGUCCGGAUCAGACAUCGACGAGCACAACCUGACCAGGGUGAUCUUCAACACCACCCGAAGCGCCAAGAACCUGGCAGGCAUCGUCGUGGGAGGCCGUGCAUGGGGAUCCCUUCGCAAGCAUCUUGGCGGAUCCUAUGAAACAGCUCGGGCAGCCACUGAAGAGGACGAGGUGCUCAAGGAUGCGAAUGCAAAAGCUUAUUGCGUAUCUCGCAACAGAUAUUGCUUUACAUGCAUUGCGUUCGAGCAGCUGAUGACGCCACCUUCAACAGCUAACACCCUCAUCUCCCACGCGUCGAGCACACCGACUCCGGCACCUUUGCCAACGCCAACAACCUUACCGUCGUGGCCACCUAUGCCCCCGCCCGCCUCUAGCCCGUCUACACAACCUUUGCCGCCACCGCCGCCACCGUGCAAUACACAGCCGGAGCCAGCAAAUGCAACAAGCACACCGACGACAUCGGCAGCUACGGACCCGGACCACUAUGAUACGAACCUUGUAUUCAAAGCAACUUUGAAGAGGACAAUAGAGCCAACAGCUUGGAGCCGUGCCAAAGGACUUGCAGGCAUGGACGUCCGCGAUGUCACCGUUGCACAUCUUUGCAGGCAUGGCAUGGAAGAAUUUGGACUCCGAGGACUUUCCCACGGCAAAUUCACCGGCAUGAUUUUGACCCGCAACAUCGCCGAGAGCGUCCUCCUCUCCCAGCUCCAGAAGAAGCUCCGCGAGAACAACAUCGACGUGGACGCCACCAUCGACGCCAUCCACCAAAGCAAAGGACAAAAAGCCCCUGACAAGGUCAAAGAGGCUAUCACCUUUGUUACGCCCCUCGUCGACACCAUCAUGGAUGCCAUCAAGCCCUGGGCACAGGUACGCAACUAUGGCGCCAAAAACACCGACGGCGACAACCAAGCAGCUCAGCGUAUGCAGGCCCUAGAGGAGCAGACCGCCAAGUACAAACAACGCCUACGCAGUGCAGGCAUCGAGGUCACCCCCCAGAAGUCCCUCUCACUGCAAAAUGAGCCAGCUGAAGGUUCAGAAGCAACAGCGGCACCACCAAAGCGCAGACGCCUCACAAAGGGAGCCAUCAAGCAGCGCAACGAGGAUAUCCUCGCCGAGCCCCACAACGUGAUUCGUGCCAGUGGACAAGAGCCACCGACAAGCAUGACAUCGAUUGCAACUUGGGUCACCAACCUCAAGAAGAGCCUCCCCCGAGAAAAGCAUGCGGAAGUGGAUAGUCACAUACAGUCCGUGCAGACCAUCCUGGAAGGCGCCAAAUACACCAAGGCAGAGCUACAGGAGAUGGCUACGCGAUGGGGACUCCCCAUGUCCCUCACUACAGCGCCAAAGGCCUCGCCCAAGAACCUUCAGCAGUUGAUCGCCGCCGUCACCUACCUCGCCGUGUGA